This is a messenger RNA of Dovyalis caffra, 450 nucleotides long. The record is from the annotation of a GenBank genome assembly. NCBI's taxonomy places the organism in Eukaryota, Viridiplantae, Streptophyta, Magnoliopsida, Malpighiales, Salicaceae.
AUGUCUUUUAAGUUUUGCACCGUUUCGGAAAACUCAAUUGAUAUCUACUUGGGUUGUGCAGCUGAGGAUGAGAUUUCAACUGUGGAGUCCUUGCAAUUUGAUUUCAGUUCUAUAGUUUGGAAAAAUUGGAGAGAUGGGACACCUUUGGAAGUACUGGAUCCAACUCUGACAGAUACUUAUUCAAGAAAUGAAGUAAUUAGAUGCAUCCACAUUGGAUUGUUAUGUGUUCAGGAAGAUCCAGCUAUCAGACCCACAAUGGCAACAGUUGUUCUUUUGCUCAAUAGUUUCUCGGUUACCUUACCAUUACCUCAAGAGCCUGCAUUUUUUUUCCGUAGUACAACUGAUCAAGGAGGCAUUGCAACCAAGGAAUUCUUUGUCGAUCAGUCUAAAAGCAGGUCCGUGCCAUAUACUGGCGAUGAAGGUUCAAUUACUGAAGUAUAUCCUCGAUAG